Molecule: messenger RNA, 5447 nt
Organism: Diachasmimorpha longicaudata
Lineage: Eukaryota; Metazoa; Arthropoda; Insecta; Hymenoptera; Braconidae
Product: neprilysin-2-like
Exons: 12
Coding region: 196-3222 (1008 amino acids)
Biological process (GO): protein processing
Cellular component (GO): plasma membrane
Molecular function (GO): metalloendopeptidase activity
Source: RefSeq, a predicted model, not a curated record
UUUGAACCAAAGAGAGUUCAUGGCAGUAUAAUCUGAAUAUGUGGGAAGGAAGUUACUAUCGAAAAACCACAUCCUUAGGUUACACCUACAUGUGCGAAAAAUUUCCUGAGUCGUCAGUUCGCGCGUCGUGAUGAACGUGUUCGGUUCAGCCAACUCCCCGAAUUUUUGUCUCCAAAUUACUCUAAUUUUUAAGCAAUGCCUUCCGGUACGUAUCACGUAGCUCAAUGCGAGGAGAGUCAGUUCGAAGGGAACGACGUGCCAUCUGAUCAAGCAAAUCCAAAAAAAAUCAAUGAUCGAUCCUUCAAGAAUUGCAGAAUUUUUUUGCUCGCGUUCGCUCUGUUAGUGAUCCUAAUAAUUGCUAUUUCCUGGCCUUUCGGACGAGCUUCACAUCAAGGAGCUGCUGAGGAUCUCUCGAAUGCGACUGAGCAAUACAGAGGAUCUCCAGUGCCUUCAAUUGCCACAACGAACGCAGACGUUGAAGUUAUUUCAUCUGUGACUCCAGGAGCUGCAAAAAAUUCGUCUCGAUUGGAGUAUCGUGACUUCCCAACUGAAACUACAUCUUCAGGUUUCACUAUUGACUCUGAGACAACAGAAACCCAAAGUAGUGAUAGUCCAUCACCUCCUGGCGAUGAUUUCACGUCUUCCACAACCGAAGAUAAUCGAAGUCCUGAAACUACAACAGACGAUCAAUCGAACUCUCCAAUUUGGAAACCAUUGUUCCCUCAUUUCUUGACGACCACAGAACGUUAUCAGGAACAAUCAACACCUCCACCAGAAGAACCAACAACUGCUGCGAGCGAAUUCGAUUUCGAAGGAUUAUAUUCAACCACUGAUGUCUCUGCAUCAUCGAAUCCUCAAGGAUCUUCCACCGAGAUAGACUUCCAAACUCCUUCAGACUCUUCCCCGAGAACACCAGCAGUAGCGACGUCUCCAGACACCGAAGACUUCACGUCCUUGAAGAGAUUGCUGGUUGCGAGCUACUUUGGUAACGAUUCAUCAUCGACAGAAGAUCCCUCCAAUGACAAUUGGCUCGACAAUCUCGAUGAGAAAGUUUCUACUCAAGGUUUGACGUCAUCAGAAGCCCAAAGAGACUUUGACACGACUACUUCCUCGACUGGAGAACCCCAGGACACCACCGAUCAGCCAAGGGAGCUCUCCAGACAAGAGUCAAGACGUAUGGAUCGUUUGGAACCCGUAGACGAAGCUUUCACUGGUAAAUCCAGACAGGAAUUCAGUAAAAUUCUGUCCUGGAUGAACCAUUCAGCAGAUCCUUGCGAGGACUUCUACGAAUAUUCCUGCGGAGGUCUCGAGGCCGAUCCUGAGAUGAUAAUUGUUGAUGCAGAGCAAAGAGCACUGGCGAUCAUCAAAAAACAGAUGAUGAAGGAGGAAGAACAACAAUCCCGGUUCUAUGAAUAUUACAAAACUUGUGUGGAUUAUAAAAAAAACGAGAGCGAAAAACUAUCAAAAUUUAUCGAGAAAGCAAUGAAAGUCCAUAAAGAGAUGAGGGAGAAAGUUGAAGAAGGAAAGGAACAGUCCUACCUGAUGUUAAUCCUAUAUUUAUUUAUGACAUCUCACCGCUCAUUCCUAUUGGAUAUAACUCCAGAUGUCGAUGACUCUGAUCCCCAAAAGUUUAUCCUGAGCAUUGGCCCAUCAUUGCCGAGUCCUUUACCGUCCAUUUUCAGAAAUAAUUCCUGUGAUCCGUCAAACACCGAGGAAGGAACCGUUGAUCUCGAUGAAAUGUACGAAAAUUAUAGAUCAUGCAGGAAUAAUACAAGCGAGCUGGUGGAUGCCUCAAUGGAAAUAUCCAAUGGAGACCUUCCUCUUGACUUCAUCAGAAGUCUCUUAUCAGAUUUUCCUUCAGAGAAUGAAAUACGGGAAGCACACAGAUCGAGAAAUUACACUGUAUUAACCGUCGGCGAUCUUGUUAAGCAAUCUACCUACGUAAACUACUCGCAAUUAUUGACUAUCAGCCACGACACUAAGAUACAAGUUUACUUCAAAGAUAAUUUAUUUCGCAUUAUGAGGAAAAUCGAUGACUACGGACUGUAUAAUUCUUCACAGCUGCUAGCAGUGGUUUCCGGGAUUGUUCAUGGGAGUUUAUUUGACUGGAUGAAAAAAGCGAACUUUUCGCAAGAUUGGGAAGCCGACUGUCUGCGAAUCGCCACGAAGGUUCUGCCAAGUCAUGCAUCUAAGCUCUACAUGUCGUCAUUCACAGAAGAUGAAUUAAAUACAUUGCAAUCUAAGGUUUCAGAUAUUUUUAAUGAACUCAAGCGCACGUUGAGGUCGAAAUUCGAAGGGAUUGACUGGGUUUCGAACGAGGGUCGAGAGUAUUUGCUGAAGAAAUUGGAUGCUAUUAAAAUAUCUCUCCCACAGGUUUCUUAUUUCGAAGAAAUAAAUCGGGCCCCACUAAUAGAUGAUAUCUUUCCCAGCGACUGGAGUUACAUAGCGAAAGAGGAAUCUUAUGGGAUUCUAAAUAACAGCCCCCACGAUCCUAAAUCCCUUUGGAGGAGCUUUGCAACGGCGUUUCAACCCCUGCCACGAGCCCUCCACGCCCUCAACACAAUUCUCGUCCCCCUAGGUGCCCUAGGACCCCUGAAAUCCGUCGAAAAAACUGGAAAAUACAAUUACGCGACACUGUCGAGUGUCGGUACCCUCCUGGCGCACGAGAUAUCAAGCUAUUUCGAUGUCAAUGGUAUACAGUAUUGGAAUGACACCCGACACUCUGACUUUCCUAUUCUGGAUGAUUCCAAUUUCACUAUGAUACAUUAUCAAAACUACAUCACAUGCCAAAGGGAUGAGAUCUUUCGGUAUCCAAUUGAAAUAAUAAUUCCUGGGACUAAUCAGCUAGUGAAACUGAAGAUCCCCCCACACACGCUAAAUGAGAGACUGUCUGACGCUGCGGGAGUGAGAUUGGCUCACGAUACUUUGGACAGAUUGGGUCUGAAUCAAGUUAAACCCAUCCCUUGGUUUGACUUGAACGCCGAUCAAUUAUUCUACAUCACAUGGGCCCAGACACAUUGUACAAAGGCACCGCUCACUGCCUCCUCCAUCUCGUUGCACGAGGAUCCCCAGCUACCGGGUAGACUGCGAGUUUACGCCGCUGCGAUGAGUAACAGAAGGAUUGGUGAGGUAUUCAAGUGUGCUGAAGGCUCUCAACUGCUAACGCCCUUCUCCUGCGGGGUAUUUCCAUACCUCGAGGUCCCCAUACCCGCAGCUCGAUAAUUCCACGCUCCACAUGAACUAUUUUUAAGGCCUGACUCUCCCCUGGAUGACCACCAGCCUGAGAACCUUCUCCUAAUUCAUCAUUCAGCUUUUUACUCUCCUCCUUGUGAUUUCAUGGCAUUUCGUCAGGUGCUUUGCAAACAUUGGAGGUAUAUCAUUGAUCAGGUGGCACGACUAGAAUAUUCUGAUGAGUUCGACAGCCCGAUGCGAUUACAGUUCCUUUUUUCCUGAGUCAGAAGCCUCCACACAGUUGCCUUCAACGUCAUCCAAUUGUUCUAGAAUUUUUAAUACCUCAUUUGUUAAAGGGAGAAUCGAGUUGACAUUAUGACGUGAGCGCGAAGUAUCGAUUAUUCAUAAUAUGGCAUUAUGUUUUUGUUAAGGUAAUACAAAGAAUAAAUUUCCGAUUCCCAAAAAAAAAGACGUGUCAUCGAUUUUUAAAUUAUAAAAUCGAUACUGUCAAAGGAUCUCGAGUUAUUGAACUACACGAAAACCUCGAGUGCACUUCUAUCACUGGGCUUGUUAAUUAAUAAAGCUUCAGUUCUAGGUUCAAUGCUAACGGUAAUUAGUUUCUUGUAGGAUCACUGAAACAUACCGUCACAUGUAGAUGUUUCAAUGCGACACUUGUCCUGUUGGGUCGGUGGGUUUUGCUUUUCCGUCUGGAAAUGAAAUAUUUGCAUGCACAGAGCAAAAACAAAAAAGUUAGUUACCAAAAAAAAAUUGAUAUUAUUCAGCAGUGAAGUUUUUUCCAAAUUUAAUCACUUCACACCUGAAUUUAAUAUCAAAUCAAACUGAUAUCAAACUAAACUCAACAAAACGGAAAAAUCAAUUCAAAAAUCUCAUAAAAAAACGAUAAAAACUGUAAUUCAAUAGAAGUAACCGUUGAGUUCAUGUUUUAUCACCAGUUAUUGACGUGUUAAAGCAAACCAAACUGGCUUUAGUGGAUACCUCGAAGUAUUUAUGCCAGAGAACGCAACCGUAGACACACAGGACUGAUAUCAAAGACUGACAGAGUAGCCACACGAUGAUGUUGACAGCCUGAGUCCUCUCGAAGAGUUCAGCACCAUGUCUGAUGCAAAGUAGCGCCUCAGUGACCAUUAUUGCACCAUAGACCCAACACUGGGUACCAACUCGACUGCAUGUAGGGUCUGUGACGUACAUAUAAUAUUGUCUGCAAGGGGAUAAAUCAUUUUUAGGCAACGAAUACUGCACUACGAAAGCAAUAUUCAAUUAUCGAGGAAAGUAUUUAGCUCUACGUUGUGAUAAUGUAAUCACUGAGGAAGGAAUUACCUGACUGAAGGCGCUACGAUAACGCCAACGAGGAAUAAUCUGGAGAUAACGAACGGAUGUGACGGUGGAAAUUCGUAAACGUGUUUAAGAAAAAACGUGUUCAACUCAGAGACCUGCCAGAAAAUAACUAGCUGGCACAAUGCAACAAAACGCAUAUACGUGCAUGUUGGAUCGAGCCAUCUGGUAGAUGUCCAGCUUGCCGGUGUGAAUUGUAGUACAGCACGUUUUAACUUUCCAGUUGUACUCUCGAUGUCCCUUAUACUGACCCACUUGUACUCGCGCAUCUCGAGGAUUGAGCAGAUUUUUAAACCGACCCAGAUGCCUGUUGAUUUAAUUGAUUGAGUUAAUUGAAUUUCCUCUGCUCCCUUCCGAUAUUUUCACAGCUAGUAACCACCUGGACUCAUUAUUAUGUUGAAUAAUUAAGUUAAUUACCAAGAGCGUUGCAGACAAGAACGUCUAGCACGACAGCAUCCCACCAGCACUCGAUGAAAUUCGGUAGUAAAUGUGCAAAAGCCAUCUCGGUGAGUUCCCACAUGAUGCUGGUGGCCCAGAGCAAGCCCAGGUGUCUAAUCAACACUGCCUUGAAUGUCCACCCAAGGAAAUGAGCGACAGCAAAAAUAUCCAUGUGAUUCCAGAUCUUCUCCACAGUUAUAUCCGAACAGUUGACCCCGUACUCCUUGUCCAUGUCUAUGUGGAAAGCUGACAACUUGGGAUCUACCCACACCAGGAUGUUUCGUACAGUAUCGUAACUCUGGAAGAGCAUGAAGAGCAGCAUCAUGAGGUACAGGACACUGCAGCCGAAGACUAUCCUCCAGACUGCUGGAUGGGGACGUGUGAAAGGACCAUUUGGAAAUGUUAAGACUGAUAUUAUCAGGAAGAAGAAAAUCACGCAGUAGAUUCCUGCCCAGAUGUUGUCGUUCUCCACUGUCACGUCUCUG